UUCACGGGCUGUGAGGCAAGUCACCGUAGCGCUGGCUCGUCGAGCACAAGACUUCAUACGAUGGCCUGACGCUGCGGAGGGGGCAGCCUUGCAGCACAAGUUCUACGACAUGGCCGGCUUUCCUUUGGUCGUGGGUGCUGUUGACGGUACCCAUGUCCGGAUCCAGGCACCCCAUGUGCACGAGGAGGCGUACGUCAACCGCCAUGGAUACCAUUCCAUCAACGUACAGGUGGUCGUUGACGCCUCUUCUCGGAUUCGCAACGUGGUUGCAAGGUGGCCUGGAAGCACCCACGACUCUCGGAUCUUCACGGAGAGCACCUUGGCAGUCAAGCUGGCCAGUGGAGAGUACGACGGCCUGCUGCUUGGUGACAGCGGCUACUCCUGUCAACCAUGGCUGAUGACGCCAUUCCUGUCGCCGUCAUCAGCAGCCGAGGUCGCAUACAAUACGGCACACACGACGACAAGAAGCAUUGUUGAACGGACAAUCGGCCAACUCAAGCGGAGGUUCCAUUGCCUUCACGCUGAGCUCCGAAUGGCUCCAGAACGGUGCUGCGACAUCAUUGUCGCGUGCUGUGCCCUCCACAACCUGGCCAAGAGGUACCCCUGCAGGACACCCGUGGCCGCCAUCCCCGCUGAGGUUCCCGUUGAGCCCGUAGCAGCCAACCGUGCUGAGAGCAACGAGGCCCGAGACUUUAUUGUCAACCAUUUCUUCGGCUAAGUAUCCUGCUGUCGCUCGGCCCUUCUCUGGUACUGCUGUGCAGCCUCACGGGUCCAGCGCUGGUUGUGCUGCACAACAGGAGAGGCCAGUGUUCUCUGUGCUGCGUCGUCUUCAACUGUACUGCUGCCAGAUGACGAGGGUGGCGGCGUCGUCACCCUUCCCGUGCAGCUGCUGUAGUGACACGCAUGACCAGGAAAUUGUUUGAGGUUAAAGGGAUACUACAACAAAAUUUCGGGUUUCAUUUUUUGGUCUAUAUGUGUUCGAAGGAGCAGUAUCA
Messenger RNA from Ixodes scapularis (black-legged tick), 995 nucleotides. Its product is annotated as putative nuclease HARBI1. Bases 110 to 718 code for a protein of 202 amino acids. NCBI's taxonomy places the organism in Eukaryota, Metazoa, Arthropoda, Arachnida, Ixodida, Ixodidae. The transcript is spliced from 4 exons. The record is from RefSeq and is a predicted model, not a curated record.